GUAGGGCCAGUUGUGUGUACAUUGCAUUACUUGUUGGACUUCGGAAGUUUUAUUUAAGAAGAAAUCGUAUGAUUUUUUCUGGGUUUGUGUAUAUCACAAUCCGCUGGGGCGAUACAGUAGUAACUAUCCAGGGGCAGUGAAGCACUCAGUGAAGUGCAAAACUGAUUUCGGCCUGCUGACAGCACAGUGACGUGUACAUGGUAAUCUUCUUUACACGCGCCCCAAAGUUAGGCUUCUAGUAUUGUGGAGAGUUGCAGCGAAAGUAAUGGAUAAAAGAGCCACAAAUGACCCAGAAAGCAUGGAAUAUCUCACCGCAGGCAACAUUCAGGUUAAGUCAGAAGCAGAAGUUUGUCAAUCAUGUCUUGAUCAUGAUAUAAAGAAUAUAAAGAAAGAAGAGGAAGACGACUGCUCCCAUGGAAUUGACUUAGGUUUUCAGCCACAGAUUAAAAGGGAGAUAGAAGGAACACCAUACAUGGAAGAGAUCAGGUCCUUUAAACAAUUUCAGGAAUUAGGGGUGGAGAUCAAAAUUGGCCAGCAAUUACCAAGAUGGAAUGCUUUGAAAGAUCAACUACAGUUGAAUACACAUGAAAAGUUGGCAGAAUUCUUGAUGGAUUUCUAUUUUAAGCAUACAAGUGAGACGGUUUCUCCUCAGUCAUCUGAGACUGUUGACCCACCACCAGAUAAUGGAAUCAUAAAGAAUGAAGACUACGUACUAGUAAGCAAUUAUAAGCAUACAAGUGAGACCCUAUCUCCUCAAUCAUCUGAGAUUGUUGUCCCGCCACCUGAUAGCAAAAUCACAAAGAAUGAAGACUCUGUAAGCUAUUCUAAACAUGCAAGUGAGACACUAUUUCCUCAAUCAUCUGAGAUUGUUGACGCACCACCAGAUAGUGGAGUCGCAGAGAAUGAAGACUCCGUAAGGCACAGUGCACGCUUCAUUCACAAAUGUGAAGUAUGUGGAAAGCAGUUUAUUACAAAAUCAAGUCUACUUCAUCAUGUAGAUGAUCACAGCAAACGAAAAUUUCAUUGCGAAAUCUGUGGUAUGUCCUUCAAACGCUCAUUUCAUGCCAAGAAUCAUAAGCUUUCUAAACACUCCACGGAAAGAAAUUUUGAAUGCCCUACCUGCAGAAAGAAAUUCAAGCGUAAAGAUGUUAUGAAGAGACACAUGCGCCUCCAUGAUGUCACACCUUCAGAAUGCCCUAAAUGCAAGAAGAAAUUCAAGGAUUAUGACAGUAUGAAGAAUCACAUGCGCCUCCAUGAUCUCUCACCUUCAGAUAUCAAGUGCUGCGAGUGGGGAUCAACUUUGACCUCUGAGAAAGCCAGAUAUCAAAGGCGAUCAGUAGUUGCCGAAUUGUUUCCAGCUGAUGAUGUUAUCAUGCCAGACAAUUUGUUACCUCCAAAUGUCAAGCCUUCAGUUGCCAAGACAUUCAAGGAACACUGGAACUGCAUAAGGACCAGGUUUUUAAGGGGUAACACCAAGUCUUCGAGGGGUAAAAGGCUGCAAGACUGGUAUAACUUUCGACUGACUGCCUUUCAGCCAAAUGACCUUUGUGACCAUCUGGUUCCAAUCUUAGAAGAACAGCGCUCACUUUUCAAAGUCCGUGUUUCAUUUGGUUUUAUUCUAAGAAACAACAAGACAGGAGCCUUGCAAUAUCAACACACAAGCAGCAACAGUCACUGUAUUCUGAAAAAGCCUGCUAAGAUCCAAUAUCGUGAGGAUAUCGAUGAGAUAUUCGGAGAUGUGUCUCUUCAAGAUGUUCUUGGGUGUGCUCAACAAGAUCAACCCAGUGGAGAGUGGGUGGUUGAGAUGGUCACAAAUGUUGUGUAUUAUGUAACAAAGCUAAAACCAAAAGUUAAAUAUGACCCCAAAUGUUUUUUGAUGACCUUAGUGCAUGAUUUGGACUUGAUUAGGCACAGUGCACGCAAUCACAAAUGUGAAGUAUGUGGAAAGCAGUUUAAUACAAAAUCAAGCCUACUACAUCAUGCAGAUGAUCACCGCAAAAGAAAAUUUCUCUGCGAAAUCUGCGGCAUGUCCUUCAAACGCUCAAUUCAUAUCAAGAAUCAUAAGCUUUCUAAACACUCCAAGGAAAGAGAUUUUGAAUGCCCUACCUGCAGAAAGAAGUUCAAGCGUAAAGACAAUAUGAAGAGACACAUGGGCCUCCAUGAUGUCACACCUUCGGAUUGCCCUAAAUGUAAGAAGAAAUUCAAAGAUUAUGACAGGAUGAAGAAUCACAUGUGCCUCCAUGACGUCACACUUUCAGAUAUCAAGUGCUGUGACUGGGGAUCAACUUUGACCUCUGAGAAAGCCAGAUAUCAAAGGCGAUCGAUAGUUGCUGAAUUGUUUCCAGCUGAUGAUGUUAUCAUGCCUGACAAUUUGUUACCUCCAAAUGUCAAUCCUUUAGUUGCCAAGACAUUCAAGGAACACUGGAACUGCAUAAGGACCAGGUUUUUAAGGGGUAACACCAAGUCUUUGAGGGGUAAAAGGCUGCAAGACUGGUAUAACUUUCGACUGACCGCCUUUCAGCCAAAUGACCUUCGAGACCAUCUGGUACCGAUCUUAGAAGAAAAGCGCUCAGUUAUCAAAAUCAAUGUUUCAUUUGGUUUUAUUCUAAGAAACAACAAGACAGGAGCCUUGCGAUAUCAACACACAAGCAGCAACAGUCACUGUCUUCUAAAAAUGCCAGCUAAGAUCCAAUAUCGUGAGGAUAUCGAUGAGAUAUUCGGAGAUGUGUCUCUUCAAGAUGUUCUUGGGUGUGCUCAACAAGAUCAACCCAGUGGAGAGUGGGUGGUUGAGAUGGUCACAAAUGUUGUGUUUCAUGUAGCAAAGCUAAAACCAGUACUUUAAUAUGACCCCAACUGUUAACAGGCUAAGGCCCCAUACCCAUAGACACCACCUGCCUAUGUAACAAAACCCAACUCUAUGGGGAUUCUCACCAAGUCAUUCAGCUUAAAAAAUUUGCCUCUGUCUUGUGUAAAGGAAAAUGCAGAAAAAGCUGGUGAUUAUGUAUGUAUGUUGGAAACAAGAGAUUGUCAUUCCGUUAAGCUGAUUGCUUAGUAUAGGGAAACAUUCACAUCGAGAAGA
Molecule: messenger RNA, 3079 nt
Organism: Lingula anatina
Lineage: Eukaryota; Metazoa; Brachiopoda; Lingulata; Lingulida; Lingulidae
Biological process (GO): regulation of transcription by RNA polymerase II
Cellular component (GO): nucleoplasm; nucleus
Molecular function (GO): RNA polymerase II cis-regulatory region sequence-specific DNA binding; DNA-binding transcription repressor activity, RNA polymerase II-specific
Source: RefSeq, a predicted model, not a curated record